AUGCGGUCACUAAGCUACUCUCCUUCUAAUGAAGAGAAGGAUAUCACAGUAAAUCAAGAAGUAGGGAGUGGGGCCGUUACUGUGAAAGAAGAGGAGGACGCGUUCAGAGUGAAAGACGAGGAAGUUUCUGCAGGUGUGGUCCAUGGUUCCAUGAGGUCCCGUGAAUGCCCUGUGUUGCUGUCCCCAUUGCUUGAUGGAAGACCCACAGGGAAGAGAACUCACUGCUGCUCUGACUGUGGGAAGAGAUUCACCUCAUCAGGCAUUAAAAUUCAUCAGAGAACACACACAGGAGAGAAACGUUAUAGCUGUGAUCAAUGUGGAAAGAGUUUUACUUCAUCUGGCAAUCUGACUCAACACCAAAGAACACACACAGGAGAGAAACCUUAUAGUUGUGGUCAAUGUGGGAGGAGUUUUAGUCGAUCUGGAGAUCUGACAGUGCACAAGAGAAUACACACAGGAGAGAAACCUUAUAGCUGUGGUCAAUGUGGGAGGAGUUUUAGUCGAUCUGGAGAUCUGACAGUGCACGAGAGAAUACACACAGGAGAGAAAUCUUAUAGCUGUGGUCAAUGUGGGAAGAGAUUUGCUACACCUGGCCACCUGACUCUACACCAGAGAACACACACAGGAGAGAAUCCGUAUAGCUGUGAUCAAUGUGGGAAGAGAUUUGCAACAUCUGGCUCUCUGACUCUACACCAGAGAACACACACAGGAGAGAAACCUUAUAGCUGUGGUCAAUGUGGGAGGAGUUUUAGUCGAUCUGGAGAUCUGACAGUGCACAAGAGAAUACACACAGGAGAGAAACCUUAUAGCUGUGAACAGUGUGGGAAGAGAUUUACUCAGUCACACAGCCUGAUACACCACCAGAGAAUACACACAGGAGAGAAACCUUAUAGCUGUGAUCAAUGUGGGAAGAGAUUUGUGACACCUGGCCACCUGACUCUACACCAGAGAACACACACAGGAGAGAAUCCGUAUAGCUGUGAUCAAUGUGGGAAGCGAUUUGCAACAUCUGGCCACCUGACUCUACACCAGAGAACACACACAGGAGAGAAACCUUAUAGCUGUGGUCAAUGUGGGAGGAGCUUUAGUCGAUCUGGAGAUCUGACAGUGCACAAGAGAAUACACACAGGAGAGAAACCUUAUAGCUGUGAUCAAUGUGGGAAGGGAUUUGCUACAUCGGGCAACCUGACUCUACACCAGAGAACCCACACAGGAGAGAAACCUUAUAGCUGUGGUCAAUGUGGGAGGAGCUUUAGUCGAUCUGGAGAUCUGACAGUGCACAAGAGAAUACACACAGGAGAGAAACCUUAUAGCUGUGAUCAAUGUGGGAAGAGAUUUGCUACACCUGGCCACCUGACUCUACACCAGAGAACACACACAGGAGAGAAACCGUAUUGCUGUGAUCAAUGUGGGAAGAGUUUUAGUCGAUCUGGAGAUCUGACAGUGCACAAGAGAAUACACACAGGAGAGAAAUCUUAUAGCUGUGAUCAGUGUGGGAAUAGAUUUACUCAGUCACACAGCCUGAUACACCACCAGAGAAUACACACAGGAGAGAAACCUUGUAGCUGUGGUCAAUGUGGGAAGAGUUUUGUUCAAGCUUGCCAUCUGACUCAACACCAGAGAACACACAGGAUUGAAAUCUCAUAGCUGUGACCAGAGAUAAUCUGAUAAAAGAUCUCUGAUCAAAUAUUAGGAAAUACAUACAUGAAGUAGUUGUUUCAUGUGCCCACUUAUGAAUUGAUAUCAACGUGUUAUGGAUAUUAGCCUCAUGGGGAAAAAUCCAGGCUCUGAAAUGGAAGAGUACUAUUUAUGUGAUUUAACAAAAUUGACAAACAAAAAAAGAGUUUGGAUCAAAUCAAAUGUAU
Molecule: messenger RNA, 1865 nt
Organism: Oncorhynchus kisutch (coho salmon)
Lineage: Eukaryota; Metazoa; Chordata; Actinopteri; Salmoniformes; Salmonidae
Product: gastrula zinc finger protein XlCGF57.1-like
Exons: 3
Coding region: 1-1647 (548 amino acids)
Biological process (GO): regulation of transcription by RNA polymerase II
Molecular function (GO): DNA-binding transcription factor activity, RNA polymerase II-specific; RNA polymerase II cis-regulatory region sequence-specific DNA binding
Source: RefSeq, a predicted model, not a curated record